Messenger RNA from Penicillium alfredii, 1053 nucleotides. Its product is annotated as transcriptional regulator family: HMG. The coding region runs from base 1 to 1053 and encodes 350 amino acids. The transcript is spliced from 2 exons. Gene Ontology annotation, biological process: positive regulation of mating-type specific transcription, DNA-templated. Gene Ontology annotation, molecular function: DNA binding, bending. NCBI's taxonomy places the organism in Eukaryota, Fungi, Ascomycota, Eurotiomycetes, Eurotiales, Aspergillaceae. The record is from RefSeq and is a predicted model, not a curated record. Gene Ontology annotation, cellular component: nucleus.
AUGGAGACCGCCGUGACCAUCUCGCCCCCUCCCUCCCCUACGGAGAUAAUGCUCUACCGAUACCUGACCAGUAUUACGGCAUUCGAGGCUGCAAAUAUCCUUGGGUCUUGUCCCGAGAACACCCGUCUUGCGGAUUAUGCUGCAAAGGUUGUUGCUGAACUCCCUGCUUCUUUUUUCGAACAGCCUAUUCCUGUCCCAGAAGGACCUCACUUUGUUUUCGAAAACAAUAAAUUUUUCCUCGACCUGGGUUCUGGGGAAGAAGUGAUCCCGCCUGUCCUGGAAAGUUCUGGUCCGGUCAAUGGUCAUCCUGCGAUGGGAAAAGUUGUCCCGACUCGUCGUGUCCCUGAUCGACCUGGGCGCCGUUUGCGUCCUCUCAACAGUUUUAUGGUUUUUCGAACUUACUGUUCCCCCGUGUUUCCCGGCAUUCCGCAGAAAACCAAAUCCGCCGCCAUCAGCACCAUGUGGGACUCGGACACAAUCAAAGACAAAUGGGCAGUUUUGGCCCGUGCCUACACCGUGAUUCGCGAUGAGUACGAGAUCGCCAACCCUUCUCUUCCCGAGUUCGUUGAACUUACCUCGGUUCUUUUCGGUCUUCCUACCCCAAAGGAUUAUCUUAGAUACUCUGGCUGGGAAAUUGCGGAAACUGGGGCAGGAUUUGACUUGAUCCAGACAGGGGAAAACUGUGUUCACGAAUAUCUUUCCGUCGAUGAGCCUUUGAGUGUCGAGGAUGUUCUCAGUUACUGUGAACUUGUGGAUUACGCUGUGCCCAAGGACGAUUCAACUUCGCAGCAGAAUUUCCAGAAUGAGUCUGUUUUGGCCAUCGGCGCUCACACCUGGGUUUUCAAUGAUGAAGGAGAAAGAAAGGUGUCCGACAAUGAGUUCGAGGUUGAGGAAAUGUACUCCGAAUUGGACCCUGUGAUCGACUUUGACAUUGAGCCCAUUUAUGAUCCCGACCAGGUCCUUCAGCUCGACAGCGAUGUUCCUAUGCAGAACCUCGAUGCCCUCAACGCUUACCUCACCUACGACUUUUCUACUGCCGUUGAUGACCUGUGA